Chara braunii is the source of this 833-nucleotide messenger RNA. The record is from the annotation of a GenBank genome assembly. Lineage: Eukaryota; Viridiplantae; Streptophyta; Charophyceae; Charales; Characeae.
UCCAUGUGCCAAAAUCAUUCCAUGUCUAACGUGAGUGUUUGUGAAUUCGUGCAUAUCAGAAGCUUUUCAUAAGGCUGAAGAGAAUGGCUCCGAAGCCAAGGUACGAGGAUCUGUGCAAGUCCUUGAAGUCCACGGGGAGGAGUGAGAAGGGGGAGAGGGCAGCAAAGGAAGACAAGAAGACAGUCAAGCAAAGACAUAGCAUAAGGGAUAUUCCUCAAUUCAAGAAACAGAAGACAAACAUAGUCCGUAGGACAGAAGCAGUGCUCUCUGACCCGCCGCGAAAAAAACACAGGGGGAAACUGGUCGAACACAACAAAUCACCUGUCGCGAGUCCUCUGCGGCGGAAGAGACACGGCGACAGUGAGAGGCAGCCCCCAAGAGCACCAGAGAAGAAAAGACGAGAAAAAAAAGCACAACUGCAACAACAGAGGACAAAGAAGAGUAUAAUUUACAGAAGAGACAUGACUCCUGAAGCAAUCGACCUCAGAGGGUCAUACGAUUUACGAACCACCGCUCAGGAGGAAGGCGAAGAAGAAGACUCCAGCGAAGCAAUGUUAGAAGAAGUAGAACAUGAGAGAAUGCAAGAGCGAGGAGAAGGUGACGACACUGAUGCUGACCAUGAUGUCGAUGCAGAGGAGAGCAAUCCGGAGGGAGAUAGCACUGGCGACAACAUGGACAGAUCCGAGGAGGCCGAAGAGGAAGAGGAAGGCAACAGUGAAGACAAAUAAAGAGAGAAUACAUCUGCUGAAAACAGUGCAAAAUGUGGAAGUGAUGAAAAAAAGGCAGGCGCACUAAAGACUUCAUCGAAUGACAAACAAAUUGUGCAGAGGGAG